Molecule: messenger RNA, 707 nt
Organism: Kickxella alabastrina
Lineage: Eukaryota; Fungi; Kickxellomycota; Kickxellomycetes; Kickxellales; Kickxellaceae
Exons: 1
Coding region: 18-488 (156 amino acids)
Source: RefSeq, a predicted model, not a curated record
AGCCCAUCAGUGAGGGAAUGAGGGAUCAAUUGCUGAUGCACCAUUCUAUAGCCCAGGGCCUAGCUGAUGUUGGCUUGAACGUUCAUUCUGGUGGCAUGACAAGUUUUAAGAGUGUCGACGAUUUCUACGAGGCCGUCUCUGGAUGGGACAUCCUCAUUGAUCUUAGCAGUGAGCCACUACCACACGGCGGCGCCACAAUUCCCGAGUGGAGCAACCUGGUCGAGGGCUACAAAUUCAGCAUCAACAACAAAGUUGCCAAGUCCCUGCCGUUUUUUGCCAGCAAUUCUAUCUACAGAUCCGACUUGAUCAGCAGCUACCAGAACGCAACUGACUUUAGCGAGCACUUGCAGGUUCAGCCCGAUGAUCUUCUCAGCGACUUUGUUAAGCUUGCCACAGGUUCAUUGGGCGCAAAAGACACCAAGUGGUUCCGCAAUAUUCCCGGAAAAGUGCCAGUUCAUUGGGUUUCGCCUGCCGACUGCAAGAAUUAAAACAAAAGAAUUGGAGGCACCAAACUUUAUUGUUCCUGGAUUUUUUUGGUUUAUACAACACAUUAGUGAAAGUGUAUUUUGGAAUUUCCAGACAUUUAUAGCGAAAGUCCAAAUUUUUAAGCGGGGGGGGGGAGGGGGUUCAAAACCUGCUUCUUGCGCAAAAAUGCACCAUUCGAGUUGGCUGAACCUGAGUUUACAGCGAAGCUCAAGCCAAAGCCC